Salarias fasciatus (jewelled blenny) is the source of this 4866-nucleotide messenger RNA. RefSeq names its product scavenger receptor cysteine-rich type 1 protein M130-like. Lineage: Eukaryota; Metazoa; Chordata; Actinopteri; Blenniiformes; Blenniidae. Gene Ontology annotation, biological process: zymogen activation. The transcript is spliced from 18 exons. Gene Ontology annotation, cellular component: plasma membrane. Gene Ontology annotation, molecular function: serine-type endopeptidase activity. The record is from RefSeq and is a predicted model, not a curated record. Bases 259 to 4071 code for a protein of 1270 amino acids.
AGAGAAAACAAGAUAUGGGACAAUAUGGUUCUGUAGGGUCAGGCUUCUGCAAGAGGACCAACUCAGUGGAUUGUUAUCCGCAGAAUUAUCCCACGAACAACUACUGAAUCAUUUCAUUUUCAAGGAUCCACGCUUGGAACUUCCCGUCUUUUGCAAAUUUUAGAUAUGGUCGAGCUUUCUUCUUAAACUUGAAAGACGUUUCAGGAGCUGUUCAUACUUUGUGGUUCUAAAAGCAUUUACCUUCAUUUGAAGCCAAAUAUGACCCUCCUCUCCUCCAAGAAGCUACCUUUUGCUUUGUACUUGUUAGUUGAUCUGCUGAACUUGCUGGUGCUUGUAGAGUCGGCGACCAUUCGGGUGGUCGGGCCUUCACGGUGUUCGGGCAGGGUUGAGAUUUACCACAGGGACUCGUGGGGAACCGUGUGCGACGACCACUGGAGCAUUUCCAAUGCUGAGGUGGUGUGUCGAGAGUUAAACUGCGGCACAGUCAUCGAGGCCAAAAAAGGUGCCUUCUUUGGACCUGGAAAGAAUAGCAUUUGGCUGGAUGACGUUCAGUGUGUUGGCAAUGAAUCCUCAAUUCUUGAGUGCCAGCACAAAGACCUGGGUAUGAGCAACUGCAACCACAACGAAGACGCUGGAGUCGUCUGUUCAGAAUCUGUGCGUUUGGUCGGUGGAGACAGUCGAUGUAACGGCAGAGUGGAACUCUACCACGAGGGCCACUGGGGAAAAGCCUGCAGCACCGACUGGAGCAGAGAAGCAGCUGGGGUGCUUUGCCGGGAAAUCAACUGUGGCACUCCGCUUGUCAAUCCGGUGUCUCAAGAUUUCGGACAGACGCACGACCUCACGGGGGUCAAGUCCAGCUGCCAUGGAAACGAGACCAGCAUGGCACAGUGCACUCUGGAAGACAAUAAAGAAAGUUGCACUGGCGCGACAUUAAUCUGUGCAAACAGUAAACCAGUGCGACUUGUCAAUGGGACCCAUAGGUGCUCCGGCCGAGUGGAGAUCUACCACGACGGCAACUGGGGGACUAUUUGUGACGAUAGGUGGGGGAUGCAGGAAGCGGCGGUCACAUGUCGCGAGAUGAACUGUGGGAAUGCCCUCGCUGUCAAGUACAGGUCUUACUUUGGCAGGGGCACAGAUCAGGUCUGGAUGGAUGAUGUCGAAUGCACUGGCCAUGAGAAGGCCAUUGCGGACUGCCCGCAUCGAGGCUUUGGACAGCACGACUGCGACCAUAAUGAAGACGCUGGACUCGUGUGCUCAGAGAACAUCAGGUUAAUGAAAGGGCCUGACAGCUGCUCCGGCAGACUCGAGGUGUUCCACAAUGGCACAUGGGGAAAAGUGUGCAAUAGCAACUGGAGCCAAAGAGAGGCGACAAUGAUCUGUAAAGAACUCGAAUGCGGCAGUGCCAAGAACAACCAGGAAAGUUUCAAUUACGGUGACAGCGACCUGACCGGGUUUAUAAGUAGAUGCUCUGCUGAUUCGACCUCCAUCAGCCAGUGUGGACUUGAAGCGCAAAGAGGGAGAUGCCAAGGUGUCUCAGUUUCAUGUGCAGGCAUUUCACCACUGAGGCUUGUUAACGGCACUGACCGUUGCUCUGGUCGGGUGGAGUUUCUCCAUGACGGUGCGUGGGGAACGGUGUGCGACGACGAGUGGGACAUCAGAGAUGCUCAGGUAGUGUGCCGAGCCAUGGACUGUGGGACGGCCCAGACAGCCAAAUCUGGAGCUUUCUUUGGUCAAGGCACCGGAGACAUCUGGAUGGACGAUGUCCGCUGUUUGGGCAACGAGUCAACCCUCGUGCACUGCCAGCGAAACGCCUUCGGAGAUAACAACUGUGGUCACGGCGAAGAUGCCGGUGUCAUCUGUUCAGCUACUAUAAGAUUGAUCAAUGGAACAAACCAAUGCUCAGGUCGGGUGGAGUACAACCACGGGGGUCACUGGUACCCCGCUUUCAAUAUUGAAUGGGGAAAUAAUGAAGCAGCAGUGGUCUGCAAGGAGAUGAACUGUGGGGAUCCUGUCCAGUUCUCGGGAUCAUUUGGUGAAGUUGGACAGCAGAGAGGCUACAGGAUCACGUGUACCGGUAGGGAGAGCUCUCUCACACAGUGUGCGCUGAGAGAGUACACCAGGCCGGCCCACGUUUCGGAGGUGUCCAUCAAAUGUUCAGGUAAUGUGAGGUUUGCUGCCGGGCCCACCCGUUGUGCUGGAAGAGUGGAAUUUUAUGAUAAAGGCCAGUGGGGAACUGUGUGCAGUGAAUCCUGGGACAUAGUUGAUGCAACAGUGGUGUGCCAGCAGAUGGGCUGUGGAAAGGCCCACAAGAUUACCACACUGGUUGAGUACGGUCAUGGCACAGGUCACACUUGGCCUGACCGAAUUGAAUGCAGUGGAACGGAGUCCACACUGGCUCAGUGUAACCAAAGUCCAUUCGGAGACAGAACAUGCAACGCCACCUCAAUCGCCGGCGUUAUCUGUACAGGAAGCUUGGAGGUUCGGUUGGCUAACGGCAGAGAUGACUGUUCUGGAAGAGUGGAGGUACGCCACGGUGAAGCGUGGCAAUCAGUGUGCGACACAGACUGGACCUUAAGUAAAGCUGAGUCGGUGUGUGACCUGCUGGAGUGUGGACGUGCCUUCGAAGCCACUGGCUCUGCCCAUUUUGGCCAGGGCACAGGAUCUGUUGUGGAAGCCAGUGAAUCUUGUUUUGGAAACGUGACUUUUCUGAAGGAGUGCUCACGUAACGGUUUCAGACCGUCAAAGUGCACCCAUCAACAUGACGCUGGUGUUAUGUGUGCAGCGCAGAUUCGAUUGGCCAGCGGCCCAAAUGAAUGUUCUGGCAGAGUGGAGAUCUUCUACAAAGGACAGUGGGGAACCGUGUGUGACGACGAGUGGGAGAUGAGCGAUGCCGAUGUGGUCUGCAGGCAGGUUGGUUGCGGUCACGCCAUCGCGGCCCCUCACAGUGCCCAUUUUGGCAAAGGCAGUGGUCCAAUAUGGCUGGAUAAUGUGGAGUGCGUGGGCCAGGAGUCAGCUCUCGCACACUGCCAACACCCUCAGUUUGGAGAAAAUAACUGCGGCCAUGGCGAAGAUGCUAGCGUCAUCUGCUUAGGUGCUCUACAGAAACCCCAGAUCUCCAUCAGCCCCAGCACCGAGGUCAACUGGGGUGACAGAGUGGAAAUCACAUGCGCUGUCAUCUCAGAACAUUUAGGGGGGAAUUUCGUCCUGAAAAAUAUCCAGGGGUCUUUCAACAGGGAGAAGUUCUCUGACCACGAAGCUGCGACCUUUACCUUACCUGCAGUGACCUUCGACCAAAAGGGCACCUACUUCUGUGAAUAUCAAAAGAAGUUAGCCAAUCAAGUCAUUAAUUAUCCUCAAGGAAACACUGCUGAUCUCGAUGUCAUAGUGAAACUGGAGAAACCCAGCAUCGCUCUGACAUCCCCUCAUGCGAUGGUGGUCUACAGUCCUGACAAAGUAUCAGUCACCAAAGGCAACACUUUCUCCGUCACUUGCUCCACUCACUCCAGAUACCCUGGAGGUUACUUCUACCUGACGAAGUCAAACAUAACCACCAUGGAGUCAAAGCCAUCAUUUGGCCACAUGCUUUUCUACACAGCUUUCUUUGAGUUCCCCUCAAUCGAUUACAAACACCAGGGACUGUAUACCUGCGUCUAUGCUGUCAACAUCUCCGCCAUGUCUUUUUGCUCUCCUCCUUCAAAGACACUCGAAGUCACCGUAAUCUCGAUGUCUUCCUCCUCGUCAGCUGUCACUGGCGUGGUGGUAACGUUUCUGGUGUUGCUGGUCCUGGUGGCCGUCGGUGUCUUCGUCUGGAGAAGGAGAUUCAAGGGUACUGAUGUGAUGGUGCAGUUUAGCAACAGGUUCGGAGGAGCAAUUAAACGGGACACAGAUGACAGAAUCAACGGAGGGAAUGAUCUAAGGGACCGCAACAACCCCAUGUAUGAUCGUGCAUUUAGCUUCAGCCCCGAAGACAAACCUGAAGAGGAGCCUGGUGAUCCUGAUGCAGCUGAGGCAGAGUCCGAAAACCUGGCGGGGAAAGUGUGCUACGAGCUCGAACCUCUCGUUUUUUCCUGAUAACAACAUGACUCAUUUAGAAAUGUCAGUGAUGUGAUUUUGUAGAACAUACAGAGCGGUAUACUACCAGGCUGAAAAGCUGCACUGAGAGCAUUUCCCUGAAAGAAGAAAAAAAAACUAACUAUGCUGUGAAGCUGUAUGCACAUUUUCAUGUCACAGAGCUAAAGUGAGAAGUUAUUUUAUUGCGGAUCAGCAGAAACAAGUCUGGUGUCACGUUUCAGCUGGUGUUGCAUCGGUCUUUGGGAGGGCAGACCACACUAGGCGACUGCAUUUCAUGUGUCUUUACAAACCAAUAAUUAGCAAAUGUACAGACUUUCUGUUUCUCUAUUCAGAUGUAUUGUAUGUUAUGAGAUAUUUCCAAUAAUUAAGAACUCUAAUGAUAUGUACGUCCUCUUUAUGAUACUUUCUAUUCCCUUUAACAUUUUUAAUUCAUAUUUCUUCAAAGCUUUGACUAAACCAAUAGAACUACGGAGAAACUGGUGAAGUGAUGAAGUGCUGCGGUAGCUGCACCCCACUUCUUCCUGUUUGUUUUUCAUAUUUAAAGUUCUGUUGUGUUUCAUUGUCUAGACUAACUGAUUUUUUCCGGAAGAGUGCGCCAAUCAUAAUUAGAAAUAAUGUUCUAAGACCAUUUUGAAGGAUGGGUACAUCAUCUUGAUAUUGAUUUAGUUAGUUUUUGUUUUAUCUUAUUUUCUUGUUGGUGUAUGUAACUCCUGAUCAAUAAAGAUAUGUUUCUUACCUCAGCUCUCACAGUAUUUGACCCAGGUUUCACUUGAUAAUGUGUCACAAUGAAAAAUA